UCUUCCGCUACUCUUUGCCUGGCUAACUCAUGUUCAUAGUUCAGGGCUCACGCAAAGGGCACCUCCUCCGGGAAGCCUUCCCUGAUCAUCUCCCCAGUUCCGUGCUCCCCAUCCACCUGAUUAUGGGUCUGUCUCCCCUUCUGGACUGUGAAACCCUGAGGGCGGGAAGCAUGUAGACUCCGUUCCUCCUCAUCUACCUUUAGUACCCGGCUCAGUGCCUGGCAACAGGGUCAAGAGCGAAUGAAUGUUUGUUGAAUGAAGAAACGAGAGCGAACGGAGCAGAGGGUGGAAAGGAGACGAGGCUGACGGCAGCCCCGGCAGCUGAGGAGGGUGGUUUCAGGCAGGCGGAGCUCAGCACAGCAGCCGGCACCCGGCGGGUCCCCGCGAAACGGCGGCUGACGUUGAUGGGAGGCCUCCUCCGCGCCAGGCGCUCUUCCAGGUUCUUCUACCCUGGCCUAAUGGCAUUCUCCAGCCCAGAAGUAAUUCCCACUGUCAUUCCGACGUUCCAAGGACGCCAGGAAACUAUCAAAUGUCGGAGCUGAGCUGGAGGAGUCGGAGUCCAGAGUUUCCAUGGCAACCCCAGCCACGUGUCCAGAGCUUCCCGAGGGUGGACACCGGGCCUCCCUUUGGACUCCCUGGGUGCCUGGUGCACCGUAGGCACCAGCAGAGCAAACAGGCCACCGGCUGCGGGCAGAAGGGUGCCUCCCUCCCCGCCCCUUCCCCCCCCACCGCCAUGAGGGAUCUGAGCACCACCCAGAGCCGAGCCUGCUGGCAAGAGCACAUCCAGAAGGAGACCACAGCCCGGGGCGCCUGGAAGAUCAACUACGGCCACAAGUACCUGAAGGAGGGGCCCAUGCCCAGGAAGCGGCUCCAGCGGGCCCGCCUCAGGUUAGCCUUGGGAGCAGGGCCCUUGGCUGUCACCAGCUCCCCUGAGAGCAAGGAGGUACAGGAUGGACGGCCAGAGACCAAGGGGGUCCGGCAUCAGCUGUCCAGGGGAGUGGGCGCCCAGGGCUCCCCGCCCAAGGGAGACAAGGUCUGGGAGGCCCAAAGAGGCCCUCAGGGUCCAGCAGUCCAGACCAGGCCAGAGGGCUUAGAAAUGUGGCAGGUCCCCCCCAGCACCCUGCAGCUGCUCUUCCAAGGCAUCUCCCACGACGGCCAAGGCCGGGCCUCGUACCUCCGCGAGCGGCAUCGGAGAAGCCGGAGAAGUUUCUGUACCCGAUCUUGUCAUCCUGGGAGUACGGCUGGCACAUGGGGGACACCAUGAAGGACGCCAGGGCUCCAACGUAUGCCAGGUGCCAGCCCAUCUCAAAGACCUUUUACAUCAAAAGUAGCGUCUUCCGGGGCGCCUGGGUGGCUCAAUUGGUUAAGCGACUGCCUU
This is a messenger RNA of Leptonychotes weddellii (Weddell seal), 1378 nucleotides long. The record is from RefSeq and is a predicted model, not a curated record. Lineage: Eukaryota; Metazoa; Chordata; Mammalia; Carnivora; Phocidae.